Molecule: messenger RNA, 5621 nt
Organism: Amphiprion ocellaris (clown anemonefish)
Lineage: Eukaryota; Metazoa; Chordata; Actinopteri; Pomacentridae
Gene: cep162
Product: centrosomal protein 162
Exons: 31
Coding region: 568-5085 (1505 amino acids)
Biological process (GO): cilium assembly
Cellular component (GO): centrosome; centriole; axonemal microtubule
Source: RefSeq, a predicted model, not a curated record
AUGUGCGUCAUUGAAAGUGUAAUGCAUAUUUAUCGCACGUGUUUGUAAAGUUAGCUUACUCCGCUGGCCUGCUAACGAUACUAGCUCGGUAGAUAAGCUGCUACUUAGCUGCGGUUACCGGUGACAAGCGUCCCGUAAAGAAACGGUAGCAAAUACUUCUUCAAAAUACAAACCAGGCGUUUACGGUUUUUACUUAGUCAAGUAAUUUUGUGAGAUUUGAAGGGAGCAUCUCUUUUGAGAGUGGGCUGUGUUUAAUAACGAAGGCUUUAACAAUAUGAAUACUUAGUUGUUUAUUAAUUUCAUAAAAUUGAUUAGGCGUCAGUCGAGGUUGUUUCGUAUAGGCACAAAUAAUCUGACGUCCCAUUUUAGUGAAAGUUUCUCAGUGAAACUAUCUGAAUUAUGUCUCUAGACUUGAGUACGACAAAUAAGACAAGUAAUUUACUUUAGCGUAUUGAAUUUGGAUACGUUUUAUUGGACGAGCUUGGGUGCGGCUUUAUUUUGACAGUUGGAACAGGAAGUGGCUAUGCAGUCUGAAAAGUGGACUGGCUUGGAUUGGGAAGCACAGAGAUGGGAACUUUGUGUAGUUUCCCAUUGGCUGAUGGAGGGAAUAUUAUCACUAUGUCUCACAGACUGACCAAAGAAGAGCUGGAUGCACAGUUUGAGCAAUUUCUGAAAGAGUCUGUUUCAGAUGACUCUAUUGAUUUGGGAAGCCCUGACAAGCAGCCUCAUGCUAAAACCAGUCAGAAAUCAUCCCAGAAACCAUCAGUCGCACCGUGGCAAGAUGAUGAUCACAGCAGUGCAGGAACAGGGAGAGCAGAGACAGCCAAACGCAGAUUUAUCAAAGCCAGAAAGGCCCAGCCCGAGAACAACGAGGAUUUCAGCAGGGAGUCCUUCAAUAAGCCUGUCCCCAAACCUCGCUGCAAUGCUCCGGAUAAACCUAUUAUUUCUGAAGAGAGUCACAAAAGCACAGUUUUGGGAGAUUCCCAAACUGUAGAACGACACAAAGCUCCAUCUGAUGACUUGUGCUCACACAGUCUGAGCAGGUCUAUGCAUGAAAGCCUCCAGUGUGUGACAGGGGAGAGGAGUCCUGAUGACAUUACUGAAACCCCUCCAGCCAGCACUGAUAGUCUUUCACAGGGGGACAGUGAAGAUGGACUGUUGGAAUUUGCGAAGUCUGUCAGGAAGUCUUUAAGGAAUUCCCAGCCUAUUCGAGAAGAGGAUGAGGAUCCAGAAGAUGCUGGUUUGAAGAAAGAAGGGAUGGAAACUGCUUUCCUUAACAGAGACAGUACAGAGACAGAGGACUCAGGCAUGGCACCAGCUGUGAACAUGACCAGUAUGGGCUUGGACACACUGGAAGAAGAAGAGGAGAAAGCCAGGUUCUUUGCCCAGCUCGAGGCGGGAGCUUUGUCAACUAUAGAUUACUCCAAGCUGAACAGAGACCUAGACUCAACAAGCUGUACCAUCGCCACUAACCUUGGAAAAGCAGAGGAUGUGAAGGAGCUGAGUGAUGGUCAAAGUGAGGUCAGAGUCCCAGAAACUAGAAUGGAGUCUCCAGCCUUUACAGGCUCCCCACACUACAGUGACGAUUUUGAAGAUGAGAAGAAUGCGAAAAAGCCACUAGAGGAGAAGUGUGCAACGUCUGCAAUUUUUGCCAGAGUUUCUCUUUAUGAUUCUUUGGAUGAAACUGGUGACAGAAGAAAGGACACAGAGGGGUCACUAGACAAAGGCCACUCAUAUCUGCAAAGUGGAGGGUCUGACAUGGAGGCUCUUCAGGAGGCCUACAGACAGGUCCAUGUUGUGGAGGAUUCAGAUGACUAUAAUCGCCAAAAUGUAUCUGUGGAAGGGAGAGGAAAGAUCAACAGACCUGUGUCUCCAUUCUCCCCUCCUCAACAUGCCCGUCAGUCUCUUCAGCCUGCUUCAACCAAUGAGUCAGAGCUGCCUACUGAGGAAGAACUAAUGAGGCGCAUCCGACCAGAGAAGGACCAAAUUAGAGGCUUCACCCUCCAGCCUGUCAGUGCUGUGGAGUUCAACCAAGAAAAGGAAUCGCAGUUCCUGGAUAAGACAGAUGUGCCUUAUACAGAGUCACAAGGGAAGAAAACAAGAAAGUCUGUCCCCGUUUCAGGAGUGAAGGGAGCCAGGGGACAUGCCGGCCAUCAGUCCAGCUCCCCACAUCCUCCCAAGCAUGACCUAACAUGGAGCAUCAAGGAGGAGGUAGAGAGGCUGAUGCAAGAUCAAAACAGUUAUUCUUCUUACACAACCUUUUGUGCUGGUAAAGCUAAGAAACAACAGGCUUCCCAUGGUUCCACUGUUUUUAAACCCUCUACGCCUUCAGUGGGGAAACCUACUGCAGCUGCCGUGAAAGGAAGGAGAGUGGAUGAGAGAACAGCAAUCGCUCCCAGGCUGUUUGGCCCGAGUAGAGCCGCCACUACUACAGCCAGAACCCAUACCUCUGUUUCCCGUUUCCCACAGCAUCCACCAAAAGCCAAAUUUACAAAGAACCAAGAAAAGGAUCACUGCGAUUCUGCAACAGACUCGGAUCUGAAGGUGAGCAGUGAGCUGGUGGCAUCUGUUCAGUCCUUAGUGGCCGUCCUCCAACAACAGAUGGACACCAGCACUCACCAGGAUGCUGCACAGGAAGUUAGAGGUCUUCAAGAAACCCGAGAGACACGGCACCUUCCACAGUUCAAUAGGGAUGAGCAGAGCUCUGUGGUGGAGGAGCUAAAAGUCCAGCUGGCGCAGAAAGAGAGGGAGCUGCAGAUGAUGAAGAAAGGAGCAGAAGAGCUCAGCUCACUUAAACAGCAAAACUUCCUCCUGCAGAGCAAGUUGCAAACUGCAGAAGAAGCUAGUCGGAAGAAGAGUUGUAUGGAGACUGCAGACCCUGCUACAGAGGAGAAGCUCCAGGAGAUUGAUAAAGAAAUAAAAGAGCAGGAGACACUCAUCAAAGGUUACCAGCAGGAGAACGAGAAGCUGUAUUUGCAGAUGAAGGCUCAGCAAGCCACAAGUAAAGCCAAUGAGGAGGCCAUGUUCAAUGAAAACCAGAGGCUACUGAAUGAGCUGGCUUUCACAAGGGAGCAGCUGAAUAAAACUUCAAGGCCUGUGGGAAAUGUUUGCCUAAUGGAUCACACUCAACGCAUUACAGGCCUUUUAGCUCAAGUACAGGAACUUAAGAGGAAUGAGGCCAAGCUGUAUGUGGACAUUCACAACCUGAAGCAAGAAAAUAAAGCUCUUGAGGUUGACCUGCAACUAAUAAAGAACAGGAGAGACUUGGCUAAAGACCAAACCAUUUCCACCUCAGUUCUGAAUGUGUCAGGUGAUAAGACUUCUGAGAUGGGUGUACUGGAGAACAAACACAGAGAGGAAGUGGUGGCCCUGAAGAAGAAGCUGCAGUGGUUUGCUAAGAACCAGGUGCUGCUGGACAGAGAUGCUGGCAGGCUGAAGGCAGCUACAGCUGAGAUACAACUGCUCAAAGACCAGGUAGAAACACUGAAACAGGCAGUUGGCAAAAGAAGCACCGAGCAGCAGAGAAGAGCCAGAGAAAAAUCUCUGAACAUGAAGAGGAUGCAGGACUUGGAGAGACAGGUGAAGGAACUGGAGCAAAUUCUAAGAAGCAGAAACCCAAACUCGCUACCUGCCCUGAUUUAUGCUGCAGCCACGGCUGCUAGUCAUGAAGAUGUGGGUGCAGCCAAGACAUCUCCACCUAGCCAGAUAACUGCUCUGCUAGAGCGAAGGAUUCAGCGUCUGGAGACUGAGCUGGAGAGUCAUGAUGAGGAGGCCAAAUGCAGCCUGCGGGCAAUGGAACAGCAGUUCCACAGAAUCAAGCUCCGCUACGAGCAGCAGAUUUCAGAAUUGGAGCAGCAGCUGCAACAGAAACAGCAGGAUGAAGGAGCAGGUUUGUCAAAACCAUGGAUGUCAAAGAUUCAGACUCUGGAGGAAAAACUGCAACGUGAGAAGGAGAGCAGCCAAGAGAAAGAGAACUCUCUCCAAAACCUGAUUCAGUCUCUUCAGCAGCAGCUAAAGCACAAGGAGAAUCCCGCCCCGCAAAAGACCCAGCCAAGUCCAGGCCGACAGCAACGUCAAGCCGAGGCAGCAUUUGGCAUUCGGAUAGAGAGGCUGAACCAAGAGGUUGCCACCAAAACACGAACCAUUCAGGACCUGACUCGUACUGUGGAGAGACUGCAGAAAGAGAGGAGGAACAUGUUGUCUUUACCUAACCUACGGCCAGAAAUACGUUCCACAGAGAGCAAACAGCAACAAGGCCUGACCAAAACACUUUGUUCCCCUACCAUACAAGAGACAUGUGCAGGGGAAGAAACGUUUCCAGCUGCACAGUAUGAAAAGACCUACCAGCCCACUGUCUUUACAGGAAGUCAUAUCUCAGAGGUUCUGCAGGAGAAUGAGGCUCUGAAGCAGCGUGUGGAGCUGCUGGAGCUGCAGGGUGAGCAAGAGAGGGAGGCACUAAAGGCUGAUGCUGUACAAGCCAAGGAGGAGCUGUGCAGGCUGAAGGAGCACUUUGCAGAGCAACUGUCUUCAAUGAAGGCAGAACACCUCUUAGUGGUGGAUCGUCUGCGGGCAACCCAUGCCCUGGAGCACUCAUCCUCAAAGGUUGCCGAACUGACCAAUAAGCUCAACACUCAGGAGAUUUGGAUAAAACAGCUGCAAGAGCAGUUGAAGGAGCUGCAGGGUUCCAAAGAUGCACUUGCAAUAUCCAGGACCAGAGAAAAUGUUCUGCAGGAGCAGCUAACCAUACUGCUGCAGGAACUAAAGGAAGCUAAAGAAGCUCAGAGCCCAGAGGUGAAACUAUUGUGUAGCCUGGAGACGAAGAUCCUCAACAUCGAGCUCAAAUACCAGCACAAAGAGGAGGAGCUGCAGCAGGUGAUUGAGGGAGCGUGGCAGACAGCGGGUGUGGAUCAUCAGUCUGAGGUGGAACGCUGGAAGCGCCUGGCUCAGGACAAAAGCAGACAGCUAGAAGUUUUCCGUCUGGAGCUGGAUUCCAUCCUGGACAUCCUGAGACAUCUUCAAAGACAUGGAUUGGUCCUCCCCACUCCUGACCUCCCCGUCACAGCCCUGUUCCCUCAGACAACGUAAUGUGUGCUCAAGAUUUCAAAGCUGAUACUGAAAAUUGUGUUCUGAUGCCAGUUUAUCAGUAUGUGAGUAUUUUAAGUAGUUCACUUGAUUUGCAUCUCAGACAGCCAGUAAUAUUAGCCAACAUGCUACAUAUCAAACUCAAUGCUGAUUUCUGUUACCAGAUUAGCUCUGCUACCUAUCAUUAAUAGAUAAUGUACAAAUGCAAACUAAGCCAGAAACGUUUGAAGCUGUUCCUUUGGUGUAAAUUUUGUAGUAACUUGUUACUUUUUAGUUUGUAAUUUAUUGCAGAGACACUGGAAAUAAAUGUUUAUGUCUACAUAUUUACUGAGCUAUAUUAUAUUCAGUACACUGUACUUAUCUUAUUGCACUGAACUGUGUAUCACCAGCACUGUGUGUUGGACUUUCUGUCACUUGUUAACAAUACAAACCUUCUCCAUCGUGUAUUUUUCUUUACAUUAUAGAAGCAAGGGAAUGGGUCCUUUAAAUGAAGUACAAUUACAAAGUAAAAGUCUCAAUAAAUGAAAAUUUUAUUUGAA